AUGACCUCAAUUCUCCGUAAAGUCGAAUGGGUUCGGGUGGCUGGGAAGUGGACGAAAAUGUCCGUAAUGGGAUCGGAUAUUUCAGAUGAAAUGUUGAAGAUUCCAUCUAAAAAUCAAGGCGAGAAUCGGGUGGUGAUUCUCAUGAUUCCAGGAAACCCAGGAAACGAAGGGUUCUACGCUCAUUUCGGACGAGAAGUGCUUCAGAAUUUGAUGAAACGAGACGAGGAAAUCGAGCAGACGAAGAAUCGAUAUUUAUUCUAUACAGUAUCGAGUCUGAAUCACGUUCGAAUGCCAGACCACUUGAAUUCGGACGGCGAACAUCGGAAUCAUGACCGAAUCUCUCUCGAAGAACAAGUCUCCCACAAGCUUUCAUUCGUGAAGGAGCACUUACCACGUGGGAAACAAUUGUAUAUUCUCGGACAUAGUAUAGGAUCGUAUAUGAUGUUACGUAUCCUUCCAGAUGUUAUCAAAGAAGGAUUCCACGUGGAAAAAGCCGUCGGACUGUUCCCAACGAUUGUCCAUAUGGCAACAUCGCCGAAUGGUCAGAAAUUGCAGAGAACUUUAGCGACCCUAAACCAUCACGAUUGGCUGACAAAAUCGAUAUGUUGGUGGGUAGACUAUUUGCCUGCUGCCAUCAAAAAGUUCCUCGUCGGUUUGAAUCUUCGCCAUCCGAAUACUCCUCCGGAAAUAGUGGACGCCGCUGUCGAACUGGUUCACAUGGACGUUUUCAGGAAUAUUGUGCAUAUGUCGAAUGAUGAGUUGGAUAUUGUUUUGGAUUUAGACGAAAGGCUUCUCAAGAAUCAAGAAGUCGUUCACUUUUAUUAUGGACUCAAAGAUGGAUGGUGUCCUGUCGAACAUGGACAUUCGAUGAUAGAGCGACUUGGUGAGGCACAAGUAACUCUUGAUGAGCACGAUUGUGAGCACGCUUUCGUCAUUUCUGAAGGAGACGUUAUGGCGAAGAACAUCGUUAAAUAUUUCGAUUGA
Molecule: messenger RNA, 984 nt
Organism: Caenorhabditis remanei
Lineage: Eukaryota; Metazoa; Nematoda; Chromadorea; Rhabditida; Rhabditidae
Exons: 6
Coding region: 1-984 (327 amino acids)
Biological process (GO): lipid storage
Cellular component (GO): lipid droplet
Molecular function (GO): lipase activity
Source: RefSeq, a predicted model, not a curated record